GAUUAGACAUUGUGUCAACGACAGUAGAUAAAACUAACAAAAGAAGUGUCGUGCCGCCUUUUUAUUGUCUCCUUGUUAUUCCCAUUUCCCGUUUGAAAUAAAAAACAGCAACCUUUUAUUCUUGUGUUCAGUGGCGUCAUCCCGUGAGAAGACUUUUACGACAACGAAGACGCCAUUGGUGUUUUCUUAAAACAGUCCAACAUUGCAGCCUUACAUCGUGUUGGGAAGUUGUGUGUGUCUAGUCAUUAGUUUUGGUUGGUCUUUUGGGCCGUGGUUGGUGAAACAUUGACCUACACGUUUGACGAGGAGGAGGAAGAGGAGGAGGAGGAGGAAAGUUCGGAUGUGAUUUGGUGAGCUUUUACUCUGCAAGGUUCCUGCACUCCAACCUCCAACAUGAGCGCGAAAGUUUGUGGGACAAAUUACCCCACCAGCAUCUGUUUCAUCGUGGUCAACGAGUUCUGUGAACGUUUCUCCUACUAUGGCAUGAAAGCGGUGUUGACGCUCUACUUCCUGACAUACCUUCACUGGGACCACGACCUGUCCACGGCCGUCUACCACGCCUUCAGCAGCCUCUGCUACUUCACGCCCAUCCUGGGAGCGCUCAUCGCCGACUCCUGGCUCGGGAAGUACAAGACCAUCAUCUACCUGUCCAUUGUCUACGUCAUUGGACAUGUGGUCAAGUCGUUGGGCGCCAUUCCUUUGUUGGGCAACAGCAGCAUACACAUAGCUUUGUCCAUGGUGGGUUUGAUCCUCAUCGCCUUCGGAACAGGCGGCAUCAAACCCUGCGUGUCCGCGUUUGGAGGAGACCAGUUCCAAGACAAGCAUGUGAGCGAGAGGAUGAAGUUCUUCUCCAUCUUUUACAUGUCCAUCAACGCAGGCAGCCUCUUGUCCACCAUCAUCACACCUAUCCUCAGAGGUCAGGUCUUCACUUUCUCACUCCGACCUUCACUCACACACACUGAUGGUGUCUCCUCGCCUGCAGGAGACGUGGAGUGUUUUGGUGGCGACUGCUUUGCUCUGGCCUUUGGUGUCCCCGCCGCUCUCAUGAUGGUGGCUUUAGUUGUGUUCAUAGCGGGCAGCAGCCUCUACAGGCAGAACCCUCCUCAGGGGAACAUCUUGAUGGAAGUCUGCAAAUGCAUCGACUUUGCCAUCAAGAAUCGCUGGAGGAGGUCCAAGUACGAGUCCAGCAGGAAGCACUGGCUGGACUGGGCUGAGGACAAGUACUCGAAGCGUCUGAUCAUGGAGAUCAAAAUGGUUUUGAGGGUUUUGGUGCUCUUCAUCCCUCUGCCCAUGUUCUGGGCUCUGUUCGAUCAGCAGGGUUCCCGCUGGACGCUGCAGGCCACCAGGAUGAACAUGGGCUUUGGGGCCUUCUCCGUUAAACCCGAUCAAAUGCAGAUGCUGAAUCCUCUGCUGAUUCUCGUCUUUGUGCCAAUCUUUGACCUCAUCAUCUAUCCGCUGGUUGGCUUGUGCAGGAUCAACAUCACGCCGCUGAGGAAAAUGGCCACUGGGAUGGUUUUUGCGGCGCUAGCCUUUGGUGCUGCCACCCUGGUGGAGGUCAAUGCUGUGAAAACGGUGGUGGAUCCAGCACCGGCUGGCAAGUGUCUGCUGCAGGUAUUCAACCUGGCACGGGGGGACGUCCAUCUUCGAUUUCCUGACGGAGAGCCUUUUCCACAGCCGAUCCCUUACCUCCAGGACCCCCCACAGUACGUGACUGUGCCGCUAGGGGCGCCCAGCAGCAACUUCAGCAUCGACGUCCGCUUGAGCAGGUCCUCAUCUGCGUGCGACGUCGCGUUUGUCCAGCAGGAGGCGUACAGUCUCAUCCUGCACCCCUCGGCCAAUGGAAUACAGUGCUCACUGGUGCAGGAUCACAUCAAGAAGGAUGACAAAGGCGCUCCUCUUCUCAGGUUCCUCAACACUUUGUCAGAGGCGGUCAGCGUGACAGUGGGAGACGAGGUAUUUCCUGUGUCUUCCGAUUACAGCGUAUCCGCCAACAAGACCGUCGAACGGGGAGAGUACAACAAGGUGCACUGCAGUUUCAAGUCAAAGACGUGCUCUGACCUCGACCUCGGACUCCUGGACUUUGGAGCCUCCUACACCGUCAUCCUGGUGGAGGAUUCGGGUAUGAUGGCGGCCCACAAGAUGGUGGACGUGCAGGCCAACGACGUGCACAUCGCCUGGCAGAUCCCCCAGUACGUUCUCAUCACGGCGGGGGAGGUCAUGUUCUCCGUCACGGGCCUGGAGUUCUCCUACUCGCAGGCCCCCGCCAACAUGAAGUCCGUGCUGCAGGCCGGGUGGCUGCUCACCGUCGCCUUCGGGAACGUCAUUGUUUUGAUUGUGGCGGAGGGGGCCGGGCUAGAACAGUGGAAAGAAUUCCUGCUGUUUGCUGGCCUGCUGCUGGGCGUCUGCAUCAUCUUCUCCAUCAUGGCCUACUUCUACACAUACGUGCAGCCCAAGCAGAUGGACAACCUCUACCUGGAGGACGAGGACGAGUGCGAGGGCGCGCUGCAGAAGAAGAAGGAGGAAAGUGAAAGCAUUCAGCUGAAGAAAGCAGACAAGAGCACCAGACUGUAGUGACAGCCAUGUAUGUAUUAUCUCUAUUUGAUUUAUCUGAUAAUGAAGCAGGGGGACGACACAAGCUUGUGUGUUAUAAAGAUUAGUGAAGCAUAUUUACUUUUAAAUUGUCAAGACUGAAUAUCACAUUUUUGUGGCUUGUUUCUUUAGAUCAGGGGUGGGCAGACCUUUUGACUCACGGGCCACAUUGGGUUAAAAAAAUGUGGCGGACGGGCCGUCUAUAUAGAGGUGGCAUCAAACAGAACGACAUACUUGCUCACGGUGCAACGGAACGAAAGCGCAACACACCCACAGCAAGUGAACGCAUCACAUAAAUCAACAAACAAACGCUAAACAUAGCACGUAACUUAAAACUGUUAAAACUGUCCCAAACGCCUGCACAGCAUGCUGGGUAGUCCAGCUGCAACAACAAUAUGAACUAUGAACAAUAAAGCAUUGGAUAUCAAGAGUAUGUUAACUCCUCCUUGUUCACUUCUCUGACGAUCUCAACAUAUUUUGCAAUCAAGCAAAAAUGCGCCAAACACAGCAAAAUGUUGAAGAAAGUGUACCACAACCUACCCAGCAUGCCUUGCGGCGGGAAUACACGGGUGUUUUCUUAUGGCGUGGGUAUUGCGCGUAUAUAUUUUGUAUGCCCACAUGGUGCAGUAGGUUACUUUGUGCGUCGUGUGUGUGUUGUUUGGAUGGCUUUUUUGUACAAGCUACAGAUUGCGUCUGACAAUUGCGGUGAAUAGCACUGCAAGACAUCUUGCUGGCUACAGUUUCUAUGGUAAAGGCUUAAAAAAAGGAAUUUGGAAGUGCCCGGUGGCCCGAAUUAAGACGCCUGAUGUGGCGUGUGGGGCCACAGUUUGUCCACCCCUGCUUUAGAUGCUAAUUGUUGCUGUUAUUGAGAUUCUAUUGUAAUACCAUGGCAAGAAUGCCUUUUUAUUUGUUUAAAAUCUACCAUGUACCCCCUCCUAGUAUUUUCUACAGGCGGUCCUCGUGUUAAGACGCACGCCCAUGAGUUAUUAAUACUGUACAAACAGACAGACAGCUAAGUUAUGUGCGCACGGCAGAACACGUUCUCUACACUAAGGAAGGACGUCACUUUUAUCCCCUUCAUUAUGUCUCCUAAGUGCGAGGCAGACUCUUCUGAUGACAACGCGUCACAGGCAAAGAAAGUGAAUUCCUCGACGAAGCUCGUGGCGCCAGCAGAUGAUAGCUGGCUCCUUCGCUGACUCGAUAACACUUACUGUAGUUGCUGACAUAAACAAAACUCUUUUCCUCUGCCUAUGUCAAGGUAGUUGUCUACAUUCUGGAACAUAUCUGGCUGGUGCAAGCUGCUUUGCCCUGCCACUUUUCUGUUUGACCUUUGACACACUUACAGAUGUUCAUCUACUCAGCUAAUUAUUGAAGAAAGCAUUAUUUCUAUAAACUACUUGUAAUCAUUCACUAAGUUAUUAGAUGAAUUCAUUAAGCAGUUAUAUCUAUACUGUACUUAUUCUAAGGCACUCAACAAUAAUUCAAUCAAUAGACAUCAGUGCAGUUAUUCUAAAAUCUACUUGUGAUAAUUAUUUACCCACUCAGUAAAUAAUUUUUUUCUCCACGAGUUAAACUGCACAUUUUGGAGUGGCCUUUUAUUGUGGCCAACCUAAGGCACAUCUAUGCAAUAAUCAUGCCGUCUCAUCAGCAUAUUGAUACGCCACGCCUGUGAGGUGGAUAGAUUAUGAAUGAAGAAUGCUCACCAACGCAGACAUAGGUUUGUGGUUUGUGAACAAUAUUUGAGAGAGGGAGGGAGGCCUUUUGUGUUUUUGAAAAAAAGUUUUAUAUCUCUGAGUUCAACUCAACAAAAAUGGGACAAAAACAAAAUAACAGUGCACAUAAGAAUGAGGCCUCAGUCGCAUUUGGGAAAAAAAAAUCUGAAUUGUACUGACAUGAAAAAAAUCAGAUACAGGUCACAUACACUACUGGUCAAAAGUUUUAGAACACUCCAAUUCCUCCGAAGGAAAAAGCUACAUUUUUAAGUGUUAAGAUGGUCUGUCUCUCUUCCAUUGUUAACUCCCUUUUUUCUUGCCAUUUCUGUAGCAACAAACGAUUUUCUCCAGUACAAUGAUGUUCACAAGGGUAUGGUACCACAGUGUGGUGCCAACACUGUUUUUAUGCAGACAGAGGAGGUAGUAAGUACUCCAGAACUUGGAAUACCUGUACGAAUUAAGCCUCUUUUUAACCUCUGCCACUUCACUACCUUUGUACCAUUUCAAGCUCUUCACUGGAUCAUUUCAAGGACCCUAGUGAGGAUAAGCGGCAUAGAAGAUGAUGGAACUGGAAAAAUUGGGGUUCUAAAACUUUCGACCGGUAGUGUCGGAAUUGACCUGCAGUGUGAAUGUAACCUAGGCGGUGUUGUGGUCUCAUUAUUGAGACGUCCUCCUCCCAAUAAGCCUGUCUCUCCAUCCCUUGCAACACCCCUUCCACUGUGCAAGACAACCACGCACACAAAAGUAAGGAAUUCUUCUCAUUCUUGUUACUGUUUCAUUUAAUUCUCGGAUACGUCUUUCAUGUGUUCUGUGUACAGUAUGACUCAGGUGUUAAUUUAGGUAUAUUUGGGUUAAGACUAUACUAAAACUCGACUUACAUGGCCGUUGUUGGAAGAAAACUCGUUGGUAGACCGAGGACCGCCUGCGCAGUACCGUACUUACAUUUCUUGUUUUUGUCAGCAGCUGUGCAAUUUGUGAACAUUUUUUCUUUACGCUGUGAGAGGAGUGUAAAAAGUAAGACUGUCGCUCAGGUGCACUGAUGAUUUAGCACCUUGUUGUGUACAAAACACUGUCAUGUUUGUCAAAACAUUGUGGAAGCAAAACAUGUUUACAUGUGUGAAACAUUAAAAUGAAGGAUGUUGCGCCAUUAGCAUACAAAACUGUUGUUUAUCCUUCCUGCGAGGACGCUGGUGCCGGCGUCCUUCAUCAUGUUAAGGGGGCGAGACACUGCGUUUGUCCCCCAUCUUUCACUUUGAUGGCAAGGCGUCCGCCUUCUUUGAAUAACGGCGCAGAAAGUGGACACUUUGGUGGCGCGCUUUCUGCCCUGCCCACUUCCUGGAUGCAGACUGGAGGGUAAGAAGAAGAGUCAUCAGAGAUUGUUUAUUGCUGUAGUGAUGGAGUUCUCUGCUUGUCUAGCAGGAGCUCGGCGACCCUGGCGAUGACCUCAGGAUGCAGCAGACACUCCAGCAGGUCGUCUGUGGUGAUUGUCUCUGAUGUCUCCCCAUUGUGGUCUCCUUGCGCAUAAGGACCCGCUCCGCCGUGUUCUACGGGCAGGUGGCGUACGGGAAGUAGACACGGCCCGAAGGGUACAGCGUCGCGAUCACGCCGUCUGAUUUGUCCACUUGAGUCCCUCUUGGCUGCGUGAGUGUCAGAGUUCACUUGGUUUGUCCUCCGUCGCUGAGCGUAGGCCUGGACUGCCAGGUUGAUGUAGUGCAUGUUGUCAUUAUGGGAUGUCACACCUUCCUGCAAGGGAACACAACGACUUUCGUGAUGUGGGAUGGAUCGAAUAUCAUUUUAAAAGCUCCUGAAAUGAGGUCAUGGGUGGAAACAAUGGACAAAAAAGGACCAGCAGCAUUAGCUUUGCUGUGCGAUGUCUAGCAUGAUGAUGAUGUCUAGCGCUGUUGUCUCUCGCUCGGUGGACCCUGGUUCGAGCCCUGGUCAUGCAAAGGGACGGCCCAAACGGGUUCCACUUACCUCAGUGGGGUUGAGCCAGUCGUCUGUGUUCUCAUCGCUCUUCAGGGCGCACACCACCGUCUUCGUGACGGCCUCGCCUACUCGCGCCGCAUAGUCGUCCUCCUGAGAGAUGCAAGUUUACAUCCUGUUCAUGAAUCAGUGAGGCAGUAGAUUGAGUUGAAUUAGGGUGGUGGCGUACGAGUUCAAUCCAGGAGUUGACACUGACGGUGAUGGCGUCCACCGACUCCACGUAGUGCCACCAGUGUCUGGGCACGUAUAGAACCUGGAAGGACAGGACAAAGUUCUCAAGAUGCUACACACCACCCCUUGCAGCCACCAGAUGGCAGCAUUCUUCUUUGUCACCCACACGGUUGAACCCGAUUGAUUUUCUGCCUUCUCGGCAGUCCUCAUUCAUUCAUCCAUCCAUGGCUUUGUUUGCUCAACAUGCUCAGCAGACACUUUUAGGAACACUAGUUCAUCAACACCAAUACAAAACAGGCCAUGUUUGUUUUCCAUUCAGUUGUCACAUGAGCAGUGCACACUGUCACAUAAAGUUAUGUAAGAGGCGACCUCAAGCGAGGCCAGAGAUUUAAGAAGCGAUUCAAGUGAUGACCUAUUUAAUGGACUGGCCUGAACUUGACCUGCUCACUUUUUGACGAGCCGGCGACGGCGACCUCCAUAAAAGCUGAGCACGAGCGAGGUUGGCUGGGGUCAUUAACUCCCGUUAGACUUUUAUGGACGGACAGUAAGACGGGACAUUUGUGCUCUUAGACGCCUUGCUACGUGUGUGCGUGAAAAUACUGGCGGUCAAUCACCUGCCCAGGCUGCAGGGUGACUGUGUGGGCCCUGGCGCUCCUAAAUGCAGGGAACCUCUUCAGGUCAGGAUGCAGGACGUCCACGCGGCUGAAGACACUGGACUCCUCGUAGGGGAUCCUGGUCGGGUAUAGUUUGGACGUGUCCUCUGGUGGGAACAGGUGCCAACGCUUCCUGCACACCGGGCGGACAGUGCAGCCGAACAUGUUUGACCAAAAAUAUGUGGUGGUGGUUAUGGUUUCUUACACUUUUAUGAUACCUGCUAUUACGUUAUUGUAGCUGAUCUGAUCCGAACUCCAUCAAGAAAACGACUGUUUUAUAAAUGGCAUGUUUGUCAGUGUGGAUGCAAAGUUCUUACAAAUCAGCGUCGUGGUGAAAGUGAAAGUGCAUCUGUUAGAAGCAGAAGCCACGCUGCGACGAUGUCAGCGCUUACCGUCCUUGUACCUGCAGGACCAGGUUACAGCCGUAAGAGUCCAGGUGGCAUGGUGUGUUGGCCCCAUCUGAGCCGAUCCAUAAGGUGCUUUCCUGUCCGUUCCGCCCCUCGAACCCAAACACCUCCCACUUUACAUCCUGUAACACAAACACAGUAGCUGCAGUGAUGACUUUAUGUUGCGACAACAAUAUUCCGCUCUGUCAAAUGAAGUCGUCAUCACACAAGCAGGCAGCAGUAGAUGGCAAACGGGUCAGCCUCGCCUUGAGGCACAUUUGACAGCGCACCGUUUGCCUGCUGAAAAGCAGCGAUAAUGGCAGGUGGACACGCUGGGAAAAUUAAUCUGCCAAAUAAAAGUCAGCGUGUGCGUGCUCGGCGCUCGGGAAGAGACGACCCUUUAAUGUCUUUAUCUCUCACACGCUGUAAGGAGAAGCUCUGCAUUUGAAAUGAAACUGCCAAAACCUGAGGAUUAUUUUUUGUCAUUCAAUUUACACUGUGGGAUUGCCUGAAGCCUUUUAAUCUUCUUAUAAAAUGGUAAUAGUAUAUGAAUAUAAUAGUUUCAAUCAUAAGCAGCCUGGUUUAAAAUGUAUUUCCAUCUUCCUUCAGUGCAGUGUACGUUCAUGGAAUGCCAGGACUUUGUCUUCUGGGUCUUACUAGUAGCAGAAUCACACUCGUGUAAAACAUCUAGAAUGUCAUUAAGUAGAACGCAGACGUCCGUCAAGGCCGAACAAUCCUCAACAUGACCGACUGACUCGUUUGAUGGCAAGUGUCAAGCGAUGACAUUCCACUACAGGCCUGUAGGUGGCAGUAACUUGCAUUACAAAGUGGGUGUCAUCUGCUGGAUAUGGUGGGUCACUGGCCCCGGACCCCCAACCCAUGUGACCCACCCACCCACCCAGUCAGAAAGCCAUUGCCAUAACUGAGCAUUUUUUAUGCUAUUUUCGAUAGAAAACCUGUUUACAACCUUCUAAAUACGUUUUUUUUUUACAUUAUUAGAGAGCUCUGGACAUAAAACAACACCCCUAUAGUUGCCUUCACACUAUAUAUUUGGGAAAUAAGCCAUUAAAGACAUUAACAAGACUCCUGCUUGUGUGUGUUGCUGUAAAUGUGUUCAGGCGCAGAAGGGAAAUGACGUUGGGGAUUCAGACUUGAGUUUCACAAUAACUAACAGUAGCCUGUGUUGGGGAUUAUUGUGUUUUUAACUUUGUGAUUAUUGUGCCUGUUUCAUUGUUGUACCUCAUUCAAACCUGCAAUAAAAGCCUGUUGU
This is a messenger RNA of Dunckerocampus dactyliophorus (ringed pipefish), 8764 nucleotides long. It is a transcript of the gene slc15a2, whose product is annotated as solute carrier family 15 member 2. Bases 394 to 2571 code for a protein of 725 amino acids. The record is from RefSeq and is a predicted model, not a curated record. Gene Ontology annotation, biological process: oligopeptide transport; transmembrane transport. The transcript is spliced from 21 exons. Gene Ontology annotation, cellular component: membrane. Gene Ontology annotation, molecular function: dipeptide transmembrane transporter activity. Lineage: Eukaryota; Metazoa; Chordata; Actinopteri; Syngnathiformes; Syngnathidae.